Messenger RNA from Beta vulgaris subsp. vulgaris (sugar beet), 2974 nucleotides. Its product is annotated as mannosyl-oligosaccharide 1,2-alpha-mannosidase MNS3. Gene Ontology annotation, molecular function: calcium ion binding; mannosyl-oligosaccharide 1,2-alpha-mannosidase activity. Bases 763 to 2487 code for a protein of 574 amino acids. The transcript is spliced from 7 exons. Gene Ontology annotation, biological process: N-glycan processing; carbohydrate metabolic process. The record is from RefSeq and is a predicted model, not a curated record. Lineage: Eukaryota; Viridiplantae; Streptophyta; Magnoliopsida; Caryophyllales; Amaranthaceae. Gene Ontology annotation, cellular component: endosome; membrane; trans-Golgi network.
CUGAGUGUUGAAUGUUGACUCCUAAGUUGUCUUACCGAGUACCGAUGGCUCCUCCCUUCUCAAACAAAUGUCAUACAUUCUCUCUCAUUCCCAGCGGAUUCAGGAAACACUGAUCCGUUCACUAUAUCUGAAUUCAAUCUAACGAACAACAAGAUCAGACGCAAUCGCAUUCCCAUUUUUGAUUUCGUUAUCUUAACAUGCUCUUUCUCUCUCCUCGCUUAAGCAAGAGGAAAAUGCGUCGGAAAUUCUGAUCCAAAAUUCAAUACCAUAAAAACUUCAAUUCCACUCAAUCGAGGCUAAUCUUGACAUCCUGGACCCCAAAUAUAUUCCAAAACCCUAAUUGUUGAAUUUGAAUUUCAUUUCUUCUUCAUUGUAUUAGGAGAAUGUCGAAGUCUCUGCCUUACUCCAUGAAAGAUGUUCACUAUGACAAUGCCAAGUUUCGCCAACGCUCUUUCUCUAAGGCAAUAUACUAUAAUAUUCACGACUCUUUCAUUGAGAAUUUUUUUCUUUGAUCUAUUCCUUCCAAGCUUGGGUGCUCUUAUUUAUGGAAACACAGAUUUCCUUUUCGAGAGGGCGAUAUUUUGGUAAUAUUUAAAGAUGAGAUUGAUAGGAUUCAAAGAAUUUAUGAUUGCAAAUCACACUCGCUAUGGAUUCUCUCCAUGAAGUGUUUUGGAGGUCAAGGUCCUUAACCACACUAUACUGACCAACAAUGUAAAACGAGAAUGUUUGCGGUGUAGCACUGGGAAAUUUUUGGCAGUAAUUAUGCUUUGUGGCCUUGCUUAUCUCAUUCUUACACCGUCAGGACAUGUUGUUUCUUCCCAUGGAGUUGAUCACGCUAGAUUAAAGGACAAUGUUACACUGAACACUAAUACUAGAUUUAGGAGCUUCUUUAGAAAACCACCAAGGCUACCACCUCGAUUAACACCUGAUGAGAUGCGUGCUAGUAAUGAAUCUACUCACCAGCUAGAUAUAGAUGCAUCAAAAUGGAUGGGGAGACAGCAGCAAGUUAGAGAGGCUUUUAUUCAUGCAUGGUCUGGUUACAAAAGCUAUGCUAUGGGUUUCGAUGAACUUAUGCCAUUAAGCAAAAGGGGAAUAGAUGGUUUAGGAGGUCUUGGUGCAACAGUUGUGGAUGCCCUAGACACAGCCAUGAUAAUGGGUAUUGAAGAUAUUGUUAAAGAAGCUGGAUCCUGGGUUGAAACUCACCUUGCAGAAAGGAUUAGCCAGAAAGGCCAGGUCAAUUUAUUUGAGACUACAAUACGUCUUUUGGGUGGCCUUUUAAGUGCUUAUCAUUUAAGUGGUGGAGCAAGUGUAGCACCUACAUCUGUGGGGCCGAAACCAAGUGUAUAUCUGAAUACUGCUACGAUGCUAGCUGAUCGGUUGCUUUCUGCUUUUACUUCUAGCCCAACUGCCAUUCCCUACAGUGAUGUUGUACUCCGCGACAACUCCGCUCAUCCAGCCCCUGAUGGACUAAGUAGUACAGCAGAAGUUUCUACACUACAACUCGAAUUCAAUUAUCUGAGUGAUGUAUCUGGUGACCAAAAGUAUAGCUUGGAAGCAAUGAAGGUGUUGGAGCACAUGAAGACUCUGCCUAAGGUAGAAGGGCUUGUUCCUAUUUAUAUAAGUCCUCAAACUGGUGAAUUCAGUGGAGAAAAUAUUAGAUUGGGAUCACGUGGUGACAGCUAUUAUGAGUAUCUAGUGAAGGUUUGGCUGCAACAGGGAGCAAAUCGAAACAGUAACUUAACAUAUUUAUAUAAUAUGUAUGAAGAAGCUAUGAAGGGUGUUAGACACCUCCUUGUACGAAAAUCAGUGCCAAAUGGGCUUCUUUUUGUUGGGGAGUUACCUUAUGGAGCGAGUGGUUCUUUUAGUCCUAAGAUGGAUCAUUUGGUGUGUUUCCUUCCCGGUACUCUUGCACUUGGUGCCACCAAAGGCAUGACCAAAUCCAAAGCUAUGAAGGAAAACUUUCUAAGCUUUGAAGACCUAGAAAAUUUAAGGCUUGCUGAAGACCUAGCUAAGACUUGUGUUGAAACAUAUUUUGUGACUAAAACUGGACUUGCUCCAGAAAUUUCUUACUUCCAUGUGGAGGAUUACUUUGAAGAAGGGUAUGAUGGCGGCAAUAAGAGCUCAAAAUAUUUGAAUGACAUAGUUAUCAAGCCCGCUGAUCGUCACAAUCUUUUACGUCCUGAAACAGUCGAAUCGUUGUUUGUCUUGUAUCGUAUAACAGAAGACCCAAAGUAUCGUGAAUGGGGAUGGCAGAUAUUUGAGGCGUUUGAGAAAUAUACGAAGGUUGAUGCUGGUGGGUAUACUUCUCUUGAUGAUGUGACUUCACUUCCUCCUCAAAGAAGAGACAAGAUGGAGACUUUUUUCUUGGGUGAGACACUUAAGUAUUUAUAUUUGCUGUUCGGAGAGAGCAAUCUGGUUCCAUUGGACAAAUUUGUUUUCAACACAGAAGCGCAUCCAAUUCCUAUCAGUACUGUUAAGAGGCAUUAAACUGUGAUGCUUUUCUUUAAUAGUAAACAGAAGAGCAUUUCACUUACUGUGAGUUUAUGGUAGGCAAGGAUCUAAUAGUUCAAUUGACUUAUUGCGCGUUCUUGUAACCUCAAAACUUCUAUCACUCUAUGGCAAACAAACCGUUGACGAUAAUCUCAAGGGAACUUCUGUGACCGAGUAUAUUUUAUCCAUUGCAAUGGUGGAGAAGUUUGCUUUUUAACAAGCAAUGAGCUCCAGAGGAGCAUAUAUUAUUUGGAUCUUGGUUAUGGCUGUCCACUCGCUAAGAAAGUUACUUUGUUGUAUAUUGAAUGCACUGGGAACAUUAGGUUAUACUAAUGGUGGGUCUUUCCCCUAGUUGACACAAACAAACUGGAUUCUCACACAAUUUUGUAAUAUCAAGUGUCAGAUUUGUUGUAUACUUGGCUUGUACACAUACGGUCUAUUCUCACUCCAACAUUAAUACAAGUGGCAUUUAGAUUUAUGAUAA